This is a messenger RNA of Symbiodinium sp. CCMP2592, 3528 nucleotides long. Lineage: Eukaryota; Dinophyceae; Suessiales; Symbiodiniaceae. The record is from the annotation of a GenBank genome assembly.
AUGGAGAAGGAUGUCGGACCGGCGCAAGAUGCAGGCACAGAUAUCGAGAAUCUUAGCCAGAAGCCACCGAAGAUGGCUUCGCUCAUGGCAAACAAGGAUCAUCCGCAGCGCGAGCUGCUUUUCAAGGCGAUUCACCCUGCGAGUUCUUUGGAGGCAUGGAUGGAAAAAGGCUUACGUCAUGUCGAAGACGACGAAGACGAGUGGCUGGAGGGAUUCGCAGUCUUGCCAACUGCAUACAAGGGAUGCAAUAAGGAGAGCUUGCUUGUCUACGCACCUGGGCCGCAGACACAGGUGUACCCGGUUCCUUUGCAGAUCGCUGACAACGACGAAGGCAUCAAGACGACGACCUGGCACGUUGUAAAGCCGUUCUGCGGCUGGUCUGUGAGGCGGCAGAGCUGUGGAUCGCUGGCAGCUGGGGGCGGGCCUCAUGUUGCGUCGCACCUGACAUGGAUGACCGACACCUCCGCUUCCCCGACUUCUCACGCUGUUGCGGAUGGGCCUGCCAAUGCAUCUUCGGUUGAUCGCACAGACAAGCUUUUCACCUGGUUCUGGCAAGAUGGGGAUACAAAUUGGAUUCCUUUCCGGCGGAGCGAUCAGCAACCGCUGGAGAAGGCGGAAGCUUCGUCAAGUAGCUUCGUGAAUGUCGAGGGUGGGCGGUGGCAAGUUGACCUGAAAGAACGACUGGUGACCGACAGAUAUGGCAGCGAUCCUCCGCGCAAGCAGGGCAAGGUUCGUCGAGCCCUGUGGUUUCAGCAAGCGGCCACUCUGAUCCCCUACGACGAAGAGACGUCCAAAGCAAUUGAAGCAGCUCACGAGCGCGUGUGGCUUGGUGCUAAAGAGGCGUUACCAAAGGAAGACUUGGAAGUUGCAGAAAGUCUGGUGCUGGACUCGGGGAGGCAGGUGACUUUGAAGCUGAAGUACGAGCAGAAGUCCAAGUCCUGGAAGCUGUCAGCAAAGGAGCGGUCGCAGGGCGGAACCUCCUGGAUGGAGUAUGCACAGGGGAUGCUCGGCAAGACCUACCAGCUGCAGCGUGGCUUCGGCCCUGUCGAUCUACAGCCAGGAGAGGAGGAGGAGAAGGCUUUGGGAGACAAUGUGGGAAACUUGAUCAUCUUGGUGCAUGGUGUAGGCGAGAAGAUGUGGAGUGAGGAAGGCUGUGGGCUGGCGUUUUCUUCCGUCCUGUUCCGCCAGCACACGCAUGUCAAGCAGCUGCAAUCUGCAGGUUUUGUGCAGAAGGGCUCCGGCUGGGAGUAUCCAGGGGAAGCACCGCCGCCCAGCUUGCAAAAGGAUGAGGUUCUGGAGGCAUCUUGGUGGGAGACGAUACAUACAGACGAGAUGGAUAAACGCCUUGCGCGGAUCAGCUUGCCGUCCAUGAAGCAGGUGCGGCAAAUUGCGAACUUUGCGGUGGUCGACGCGUUGUACUACAUGCAGGUUGGACGGAAGGAGGCCAUUGUGGCCGCAGUUGCGCGCUCAGUCGAGGCAGCUCUGGCACGAUUUCUGAAGCACCAUCCCCAUCAUUCUGGUAGUAUCGUCCUGGCGGGACAUUCCCUUGGAGGGGCUAUCCUUUUCGAGCUUCUACGCAGCCAGACUCCCAAAUUGAGCUUCACACCUGGAGCCUUAUUCACCAUGGGAAGCCCGACGGGCCUGUUCUUGCACGUUGCAGAUUCAGCUCCAGAAGAGAGUUUCGCUCUUCCUGGGGGCACCCGCUUUUUUAAUAUCUUUCACCCUCUCGAUCCUGUUGCUUACCGCAUCGAGCCCCUCAUCAAGGAGGACCUCGAAAAACUGGAGCCUGCCAAAGUUGCAGUGGAGGGUGGCAUUGGUGGCAUGAAGGUGCACUACGGUGUGCAGAAGAUGAUGAACUGGGCCAGGGGCGAGGACAAGAAACAGGCCGAAUUCAGCGACCUCUGUCAGUCUGUCCAGCUCAAUGCCGGAGACCGCAUUGACUGGUCCUUGCAAGAGGAUCUCAGCAUUAUGACCGUUGCCGGUGUUGCAGGUGAGCUGGUGCAGGCACUUCCGAGCCAUGCCUGCUACAUGAAGUCUGCGGAUGUAGCGGCAUUUGUGCAGAGCCGCACCCAUUCUCUGGCAGUGGCACGACGCUUGGCGUCGAAAGCGUCGAAGACGGAGCCUGCGUCCGAUGCCAACAGGAAACUACUUUUCCACUACACGCACAAGGCGUCCUUCGACAGAAUCGUCAGGAUCUUCGCUUCCGGCGAGGAGAACUCUGAGGACGAGGUCAGUCCAGAGAGAGAGGAAGGGAAUCACGAGACAGCUUACACGCGGAUCAUUGACCAAAUCCAGGCUGAUUGGGACGACCGCCAUGCUGCACAAGGGAACAACAGGAGAAAUGAUCCGGAGCUUCUGGUGCGUGAGCCAGGAAGGUUCGCCUCUAGACAGGCGUUGAACCAGGCACUGUUUGGCAUUCCGAGGCCCGGUGGCACGACGAUGUCAGGCCACAAGCUCGCGGAGGUUGGGAAUUACUGCGUGGCGGUGUUGGCUCCCGGCCAUGUGGCCGUCUCGAGCCACGCCAACGCUCGUGGCAUUGCUAUGCAGAUUGACAGGGAAGCUCUUCGAAACCUGCACCAUCAAGCUCAGCUUCGCCGGGAAAACUUGGCGAAGCAGGCCGAGGCCGAGCAGCGCGCUGCCGAAGAAGCUCGGCGCGCGAGGAGAAGUUGCCUUGGACGGCUCUGUGGAGGAGGCAAGGACACGCCGCAAUACUGGGACGAAGAGGCGAAGGACGAGGAUCAAGCAGAGGAAGGGGGCCGCACUAACCGAAGGAAACGCGAGGUGGACAAAGCUAAAGCAGAAAAGAUCAAGACGUGGACGAAGGAGCACUUCGUCGCAGUGAAGGAUCUAAGGCGAAAGGAGCUUGAAGCAGAAAUGGCUGAAGCGGAAGACGGCAAAGCCAAGGCACCAAAGCCGGGCUUGCGGGAGCAGCUGGAACUCUUUGUUGCCAACACCAGACGAUUAUUGCAGAGAAUGGCCGGCAUCAAGGAGAUGGAUGAUGAUGCGUUGGCUCUCUACCGAGAACACAUGGAGAAGGAGGCAGCGAAGAAAUCAGCCACAAGUGCUUUGGAAAGACUGAAGUCGGGUAGAGGUGCCAACAGCGUGAUGCUCGUGAAAUCGACCCGAAGUGAAAAGGGCGAUCGGAGCAGGAUCAUGGGACGUGCUGCCACUGUCAAACUGGAGGCAAGAGAGGACUCAGAUGAGGAGGAGGAUGGGAGUGGUGUGGACAAGACCACACAUUUGGAUGGACGGAGUCGUCAUCGUAAGCGGAAGAAGAGGAGAUUGCGAAGGCGAAGGAAGAAGCCUGUUGAAGUUGCUGGAGACGCUUUAGAGGGACCCAGCGAAACGCAGCAGGAGGAGGCUCCGACUCCGAAAUCACCAGCUCAAGACUCCGAUCCAGCGUCUGGCCCAGAGAAAGAGAAGGGUGAAGAGGACGAGGCCUCAAGCGCCAGCGCUUCCUCGUCGAAUGACGAGUCGUCCAAGUCAUCUACGUCAUCCAGCGACACUGAGUCCAGUGAGAAGCGCUGA